UGUCCUGUCACACACACAUGAAAAGGUACUUCAGACAGGUCCAAAUGUGAUUGGUGGUAGAGAAUCUACAAAAGGUUGAGAACCUCUGGUAUAGAAUACAAACCAAACACUGAUACAAACCCUACAGUCAUAAACAGAAUGUCUGGUUCACAUAUUGAUUCUGGAUGCCACAAUCAAUAUGUGACAUAUGGAUGGUAAUAUAAAGAGGACACAGUUAAAAACUGAAAGGAGAGUAAGAAAAACAAUCCAGUGAAAGUGAACAAACAACAGGUUUAGGAAAGUGGAGGAUCCCUCAGCGAUCGCUUGCAUCUCUCACAGGUGGCUGCUGGCACGUUCAUUUGGGAGGACAGACUCAUAUUAAUGGCUGGAAUGGAAUUUAUAGAAUAGUCUCAAACACAUCAAAGACCUGGUUUCCAUGUUGCUGAUACAGUUCCAUUUACUCCAUUGCAGCCAUUAUUAUGAGCCGUCCUCCCCUUACCAGCCUCCUGUGAUCUCUAUGUGUGACAUCUUAGUGUAGCCAGUUUAUCAGAGUUUUGUUUCCAGACACUAUGCCACCUCUCACCUACUUCCUCAUAAGUUAACUCAAGCUGAUUAAAGUGUAGAUUCCAUCUCAUCUACAAGAAUAACAAGUUAUGUUGAAGCUACUUCCCUGCCUUGCAGUAGACACACCAGAUUUAUUUCCUCUCCAGUCUUUCCCCACAGGCCAGCGAGCUUUAAGCCAAACUCUUCUCAAUUGUGAUCUGCGUGUAUCUAAUCAAAUGAUGUGGACUUGGACAGACUGUCUGUGUGUCAAUCUCCUGCUUCUCCUCCAAAGAGCAGGCUCUGAGAAGUUUGAGGUUCUUGGUCCGACUCGUGCCAUUGUUGCUGUGGCUGGUGAUGACAUCAUUCUGCCCUGUUACAUCAAACCCAACAUCAGUGCUGAGGACAUGAGAGUUGACUGGUUCAGAGUCAACCUCCCAGACACUCAGUCAAACAUUAGAGUCCAUCUCUACCAAGAUGGCAGAGACAAAUAUCAUGAUCAGAUCCACUCCUACAGGGGAAGGACAUCGUUGUUUAAAGAGGAACUGAAGAAGGGCAACACCUCUUUGAAACUGACCAGGGUACAAGGCACUGAUGAUGGACAUUAUAAAUGUCUUGUUGAGUCUAAGACACAUUAUGAUGAUGCCACCAUUCAAGUCUACGUCAGAGCUAUAGGAUCCAAGCCAGAGGUUUCCAUUGAGGGACAGAAAGAAGGAGGGAUGGCUCUGCUGUGUGUAACUAAAGGCUGGUUCCCUGAGCCUGAGUUGGAGUGGCUGGACAGUGAAGGGGUCACUCUGUCUGCUGGACCGUCAGAGACAGACAGGGACUAUGAGGGAUUCUACGUAGUCAAACUAAAGACCAUCGUAAAGGAGACUGACAUCAACCGCUUUACCUGCAGACUGAGACAGAGGCAGCAACAUGAGGCGAUUAAGAUGGAGACAGAGUUUCACAUCCCUAGCGAGCUGAUCCUUGUUCACACAGAAACAUGGAAAGUGGCCCUUGCAGUGAUUGUCUCUCUGGUCAUUGUCCUUGUGGUCAUAUCAGCUUUCAGCGUCUGGCGGUGGAAAAAUGCAUCCAGAGCUGAACACAGUCAAGAGCUAGAGCAAGUUAAAGAUGAACUUAGACUUGAGUUGAAGAUACUUGCUGAUCAGCUGGAUUUAGUAAACAUGAAGGGCUGUCCAGAACUUGAAACCAUCAGAAAACAUGCAGUGGAUGUGACUCUAGAUCCUGAUACAGCACAUCCCAGACUCAUCCUGUCUGAAGACAGGAAACAAGUUAGAUAUGGAGACAUGAAACAGAAUCUCCCUGAUAACCCAAAGAGGUUUGAUACUGUUCCCUAUGUCUUGGGAAAGGAGAGUUUCUCCUCAGGGAAAUUCUACUACGAGGUACAGGUGGAGGGGAAGGAGGGGUGGACUUUAGGAGUGGCCAGAGAGUCCAUCAACAGGAAGAAGUAUAUUUACCUGAAACCUGAGAAUGGAUGCUGGACUGUUUGGCUGAGGUUUAAAGAAUACAAGGCUCUCUCUGGCCCCUCUGUCGUCCUCUCCCUGAGAGAGAAGCCCCAGAAGGUGGGGGUGUUUGUGGAUUAUGAGGAGGGUCGGGUCUCCUUCUAUAAUGUGGAGGCCAGGUCUCAUAUCUACUCCUUCACUGGCUACACCUUCACUGAGAAACUCUAUCCAUUCUUUUAUUCUGGUGCUACUGGUAACUCAGCCCCACAGGUCAUCACUCCUGUAGGUGUCACUGACUAACUGUUUUAUAUCAAACAUUGAAAUACUGGUUGUGUGUGUAUGUGUGUGUGUGUGUGUGUGUGUGUGUAUAUGUGUGUGUGUGUGUGUGUGCGUGCAAGUGUGUGUGUUACUGUCAUGACUUUGCCCUGUUGGGUGAGGUUUAUGACCCCCCCCCAUAAAUACCUGUCCUCAUUUUCUCUCCACUCUGCAGAAUGGACUCUUGGAAAGCCCUGUGUUACCACAGAGAAAGUAUGGUAAUAUCAAAAGGCUGGGGAAUGGAACAAUAGUUCCCUUUCUCAACCAGUUGAAAGUGUUCGUUGGUACUUAAAGAAUAUGAUGUCAGAUCAGUUGUUGUCUGGGACAUUAUAUCUGAUGAUAGGAUGACAUAAAUUGUAUCUUGGAAAGUCUACACAUUCUAGUUAUCAGAUUCACAUGGAAUUAAAUAUGAAAUUAUUUGUGAAAAUAUGAAACGUAAUUUCAACUUCUAAAUGAGAGAAAUGUUUUCAUAAGUAAACUAUGCUCACUCAGUGGCCACGCCCAAGUGAACAGACAUUGGUUGAGAAUGAUGAAACACGCCCUUCUCUCCCCCAGUACAAAAGUCUGUUGACGGAAGUUAACCUUAGUUCCCAAUGACGUGAGGACUGGUGUCCGUACGUUUAUAAGGGCUAAUUUCAACAUGGAGGUGAUGAUCACCUCGCUGAAAUGGUGUAUUUCGACUAGACCAGCCAGAAUACAGCAUAAGCGGAUUAUGGCAACUUAGUAUGAACAUUGAAUGAUUAUUUACUGAAGAAGUGAUACAUCCUAGACUUCGAGUUAUCAGCUGCAGCUGUAAACAUAUGUGGCCUAGGAAAGGACAGACAAUCUCCUAAGAAUGACAGGGUACUUUAACAUACCCGCUCUACAACACUACGACCAGAAAUAGGACAAUGACAAUGGCGAUCUCUGCUGGGCAAACCAGUUUUCCAUCUUCGACCCAUCUAUCGAAGGGCAGCUCAGAGUAAAUAUAUAUUUUGCAUUUUCCUUCUCAGAAUGGGCGGUUAUUAGAAUGCAUAAGAUUCUGUAUUUAUGGUAGAAUAGCUUUUCAAGGUCCGAACCCUUUGUCACUCCAUCUUCCCGCUCUUUCAUUCAAACCCAAUCCCCUUAUUUUGUGUAACCAGCUGUCAUAUUGGGUUAGCCCACUAGGAGCUUUUCAUGACAUGAUUAGUAAUCGAUGUAUGAUCGUGUGAUUAUUUCGGUAUUUAGUAAAUAAAUAAUUACACCAAUUUGUGUAUUGCUGAUUCAACUUGUUAGCCAGGGUUCAUGCAGUACUUUAUGACCAUCAGAAUGAGACUGAAUAAGGUGAUGAUUAAUGAUUGACUGCUAUUGAUAUUAAAGAUCUUCAGAUUUUCAA
This is a messenger RNA of Oncorhynchus masou masou (cherry salmon), 3633 nucleotides long. RefSeq names its product butyrophilin subfamily 1 member A1-like. Bases 633 to 2264 code for a protein of 543 amino acids. Gene Ontology annotation, molecular function: signaling receptor binding. The record is from RefSeq and is a predicted model, not a curated record. The transcript has 11 exons. Gene Ontology annotation, cellular component: external side of plasma membrane. Gene Ontology annotation, biological process: T cell receptor signaling pathway; regulation of cytokine production. Lineage: Eukaryota; Metazoa; Chordata; Actinopteri; Salmoniformes; Salmonidae.